Messenger RNA from Pseudo-nitzschia multistriata, 679 nucleotides. Lineage: Eukaryota; Bacillariophyta; Bacillariophyceae; Bacillariales; Bacillariaceae. The record is from the annotation of a GenBank genome assembly.
CUACACAAAAAACUWAUGUAAGAAAUCAAAAAAUACUUURACACUAAACCUCAGUACGAAAUAUAACGAUGAUGCCGUUGCAACAAAAGCGUCUACGAGUACGAGUUGUCCAUUUCCUUGCUUUAGCGACAAGCCUUAUUAUGCUCAGCAGCAAAUUAGCCAGCGCMUUUGCKACAAGAUCCUCCUUCAUCACCGCUAGUCGAGCUGCUUCUCGAUCGUUCCGAAGCGGARUCGUUCUGAACAUGGCACCAAAACCCGGGGUAGCCACCCUCGAGGAACUGAAAUCCCACGUCGAGGCCGCCGGUGAYAAGCUCGUCGUCAUCGACGUCCGCAAUCCCGACGCCGACAAGGAGCCYGGYGACCAGAAAUCACUCGCAGUCGCUCCAGUCCCCGAUGCUUCCAGCGGAGUCCGCCCGUGCGGACUGCACCUGAUCUGGGACCGCGAGUCCGACUCCAUGCCGCUCCCAUCGGUGGAAAAGGAUACGCCGCUCAUCACACAUUGCGGUGGGGGCGGCCGAGGCCAAAAGGCCAAGGACUUCUUGGAAUCCAACGGCUUCACAAAUGUUUUGAACGGUGCCGGUCCGAAGGAAACCGAGUUGUGGGAUGUCUACGGCGAAAAAUAAGAUGGAAUCAACUAAAGUGAAAUGAAAUAUGAUAAAAAUAAAAGCAAGCAAGCAUU